UUGCCAUCAUCUUUCUAUUAUUUCAGACAGACAGACAUUUAACGUACACGUAUUCGUCUGAGAGAGAGAGAGAGAUGGAGGUGGCGCGGAGAGUUGCGGUGGCGGUUGACUUCUCGGAUUGCAGCAAGAGAGCGCUUAGAUGGGCGGUCGACAACGUUGUUCGGGACGGCGACUACCUUAUCCUCCUUACCGUUCGGCCCUCAGGCAACUACGAAGAGGGCGAGAUGCAGCUCUGGGAAACCACCGGUUCUCCGUUAAUCCCUCUAAUUGAGUUCUCUGAUCCUGUCAUUAUGAAGAAGUAUGGAGUGAAGCCUGAUGCUGAGACCCUGGACAUUCUCAAUACUGCCGCUAGGCAAAAAGAGAUUGUGGUGGUCUUGAAGAUCUACUGGGGAGAUCCUCGUGAGAAGAUAUGUGAAGCAAUUGAUAAUAUCCCUCUGAGUUGCCUUACUAUAGGAAACAGAGGGCUGGGCAAGCUUAAGAGGGCUAUAUUAGGCAGUGUGAGUAACCAUGUGGUCAACAAUGGCACCUGUCCUGUUACUGUGGUGAAGAAUGUGGAGCGUGAACAUUAGUUCCUUUUCCUGUAUGUGCUCAAGGAAUAACUGCAAUGCUGUCUAUGCUUCAACUGGAUUUCUUUUGGCAGCCAGAAUCCUACUUCUCUUGGUCUCUUGUCAAAUAAAGCCUGCAAUCUGUAGCUUGAGUUUGGAGUUAGUGUAUUCUAGGGUAUCCUGUGUGAUCUAUUCUGCAAAUUCUUGUAUAGCAAGCAAAUUCACUGUUUAGUCAACGUUUUGGAUGUUCUUUUGUUGGUUUUUAGUAAAACAAUCGAAGCAAGUUUUGCUUUGGAAUUAAGAAAUCAAACAAAGAAAUUGCCUCUUA
Corylus avellana is the source of this 873-nucleotide messenger RNA. RefSeq names its product Adenine nucleotide alpha hydrolases-like superfamily protein. Lineage: Eukaryota; Viridiplantae; Streptophyta; Magnoliopsida; Fagales; Betulaceae. The record is from RefSeq and is a predicted model, not a curated record.